This is a messenger RNA of Macroventuria anomochaeta, 369 nucleotides long. RefSeq lists its product as uncharacterized. The record is from RefSeq and is a predicted model, not a curated record. The transcript has a single exon. The coding region runs from base 1 to 369 and encodes 122 amino acids. Lineage: Eukaryota; Fungi; Ascomycota; Dothideomycetes; Pleosporales; Didymellaceae.
AUGGGAAAACGCCACAACAGGAAGCGGACAAGAAGUCGGCCUCGCCAUCGAGACGGCAAUAACACAAAUCAAGCCAUUCAGCAUUUCCGAAGUAAUUCGCUCGAUACCACUUCUUCGCGGUCGACGAUUGUCUCUCCUUAUCAGCCAUCGUACGCGCCCAUCGCAAACGUUUCCGCGGACCACUGGCACCAAACAUAUUUUGUAUGGCAGAACCGACUUCGGUUGGAGCAGGAGAGAGCGAAGGCAGUGGAGUCUCAUCAGCUUCGCGUUUUUGGUGGCGAGCCAGGUGAUGAAGUGAGCCUCUUCGAGCCUAUGAUGAAGGUAGUCACGGACCUCUUCGACGGCUAUGAUGACUUUGGAUAUUCAUGA